Molecule: messenger RNA, 3420 nt
Organism: Monopterus albus (swamp eel)
Lineage: Eukaryota; Metazoa; Chordata; Actinopteri; Synbranchiformes; Synbranchidae
Gene: ighmbp2
Product: immunoglobulin mu DNA binding protein 2
Exons: 16
Coding region: 369-3332 (987 amino acids)
Cellular component (GO): cytoplasm; nucleus
Molecular function (GO): DNA binding; zinc ion binding; RNA binding
Source: RefSeq, a predicted model, not a curated record
CAGUGUUGCCAAACUGGACAAUUUAUACCAGGAAUUGGGCAACGUUUUCGUAGUUCGUAAUGCCAAAAUUGAUUUUUGCUAUUUUGUUUAUUAGGGCCCAUAGCGCAUCUCACUGGGUUACUUUUUGUUAAUCAAAUAGGCAACACUGCCUGCUAGUGCGAAGCGAAGUCAUCUGAGCCGAUAGGUGGCACUGUUGCCAGCAAAGUAACAUACUACUACAAUAAAAGAAGACACAACUCAAACAAACUAGGAUAAUGCCAUCGAGACAUUAUUAAGAGAAUUCUGAGGCGUCGCAUAUGGAAAACCAAGCUUUUCGGUUUUCUGCUCUUGUGCCGUUUGUUCAGAUAGCUAACGUUUAAUGGUCAGCGAUGGCAGUUGAACAAUUUGUGUCAAAGACUCUUGAGCUUCUACAGGAGGAGAGAGAGGCUGAAAUACAGGAGACCCAGACAUGGCAGGAAAACAUCUCACCUAAAGAUCUUCAAAAUAAAGGAGUUUGCCUUUUGAAACUGCAGAUAGGAAGUCAGUCCACAGGCUUGUAUGGCCGCACAGUUGUUGUCCUAGAGCCAAGAAAGCAUCUUGGCUUCUCAUCUCUUCCAAGCAACAACUUUGGACCCGGUGAUAUAGUUGGCUUGUAUGACACCAGUGGAUGCACUGCAGCCUCACAGAUUGGCACAGGGGUAGUGACGAGAGCCAGCCAAGCAUCUAUAAGUGUAGCAUUUGAUGAUUCAAAGGAUGAGCUUGGUUUUAACCCAGACGCUCUUUACAACCUCCUAAAGCUGGCAAACGAUAUCACCUACAAACGAAUGAAGCAUGCCUUGAAUGCAUUAAAUGGAUACAACAAUGGGCCAGCUGCCAAUCUGAUAAGUGUUCUAUUUGGAGACACAAAACCUUCUUCUCAAUCACAGCCAAAUGAAGUUCAGUUCUUAAAUUUGAACCUGGAUGAUUCCCAGAGAGAAGCUGUGUCCUUUGCUUUGUCUCAGAGAGAACUGGCUGUGAUUCAUGGACCUCCAGGUACUGGGAAGACCACUACAGUGGUGGAAAUCAUCCUACAAGCUGUCAAACAAGGCCAAAAGGUCCUAUGCUGUGCCCCCUCUAAUGUGGCUGUGGAUAAUUUAGUGGAGAGGUUAGCCCGAUGCAAGGCCAGGGUCGUGAGGCUGGGUCACCCCGCCAGACUGCUGGAGUCCAUACAGAAACAUUCACUGGACGCCAUCCUUGCUCAGAGCGACAACGCAAAUAUCAUCGCUGACAUCCGUAAAGACAUUGAUAAAGCUUUUAUGGGAAAUAAGAAGAUGCAUGAAAAAGGAGAGCGGGUGAACUUCAGAAAAGAAAUAGGGGAGCUGAGAAAAGAGUUGAAAACCAGGGAAGCCACAGCCAUCACACAGAUCCUGAAAAGUGCUGAUGUUGUGUUGUCAACCAACACAGGUGCUUGUGAUGGUGGGCCACUGAAGUUCCUGCCAGCAGAGCAUUUUGACUGGGUGGUGAUAGAUGAGUGUGCUCAGGCCCUGGAGAGCUGCUGCUGGAUUGCUCUGCUCAGAUCACGCAAGUGCAUCCUGGCUGGAGACUACAAGCAGUUACCACCUACUAUCAAAUCACAAACUGCUGCAUCAAAAGGUUUGUCUCUCAGUCUUAUGGAAAGACUUAUCCAGAUGUAUGGGGACUCGGUGGUCCGUAUGCUAACAGUGCAGUACCGCAUGAACAGUGCCAUCAUGGAGUGGGCCUCCAAAGAGAUGUACCAGGGAAGACUGACUGCUCACAGCUCUGUGGAGAAACAUUUGUUAAAAGAUCUACCAGGAGUCACCAGUGUCGAUGAGACCAGCACACCACUGCUUCUGAUCGACACUGCAGGCUGUGGUCUCAGUGAAAUGGAGGUCCCAGAUGAGCAGUCCAAAGGCAAUCAAGGUGAGGCAGACAUUGUUGAAGUGCACAUAAAGACUUUGACUGAAGCUGGGGUUAAAGCUAAAGAUAUAGCUGUUAUUGCGCCGUACAAUUUACAGGUUGAUCUUCUGCGUCAGAAGCUUUCUGCGAGGCAUCCAGAGCUGGAGAUAAAGUCAGUGGACGGGUUUCAAGGGAGAGAGAAAGAGGCUGUGGUGCUGUCGUUAGUUCGUUCCAACAGAAAAGGUGAAGUUGGCUUUUUGGCAGAGGACAGAAGAAUAAAUGUGGCUGUUACACGUGCGAGACGCCACAUCGCUGUAGUGUGCGACACACAAACUGUCCGGAAUCAUGCUUUCCUGAAGUCCCUGAUUGAUCAUAUGACUGAGUUUGGCGAGGUCAGAACAGCAUUUGAGUAUGUCCAAGAUAUUGUGCCACAGAACUACACUCGCAGCAACAAAGACAUAAAGGCUAAAAUGUCUGCCAGCAGCUCCACAUCUACCAAACAGAAGGUCAAAGAUCAGCCUCCCAGCAAGGUGAAGCAAGGAGAGAGGAAAUCCACCAGUAAGGAAAACACUACUGGUUCAGAGAAUCACACAAAGUGCUACACAUCUGCACAGACAGAGGAAGAACAGCACAAAGAAAGAUACACAGAGAUCAGAGAGCAGGUGGAGAACUUUCUGAGGGACUUAAAUCAGAAGGAACUUCAGUUUCCAUCAUCCUUUAACUCUCACGACCGCCUGCUGGUUCACCAGAUUGCUGAGGAACUAGGCCUCAUGCAUGAGAGCAAAGGUGAGGGGAGAGACAGGUGUAUCACUGUCUCCAGGCCCCUGGGGUCAACACCAGCUGAGGAGCUGACACAAGCCAAAGAAGAAGAAGCCAAGGAAGAGGAAACAGGCCCAAAUCCCCAAAGAGAGACAUUGUGUCAACCGCCAUUAGAUUUGAAAAGUUUACAUUUGGAGCGAAUGAAGAGGGAACAGCAGAGAAGGGAAGAAAGCGCUCAACAAAAAAAGCAACAGAACAGCAUCCCAGCAGCUCAGGCCCAGUCCUCCAAGAAGGCCAAAGGAAAGAACAGAACAAAGGCAGGCGCCUGCGACAUCGCUGCUGCUGCGGCUUCGGAUGAUGACUUUGACACACUCAUCACCGCUGUCAUGAAGGCUGACAGUGUGUGUAGUUUUGUCAAGUGUAAGGCGUCGGUGCUAACCCUUGGACAACUUUGCCUUUUCUGCAACAGACAGUAUUGUCUCAGUCAUCAUAUACCAGAGGUUCACGGCUGUGGAGAUAAAGCCAAGUGUCAUGCUCGGAUGAGAAUUAGCAAAGAAGGUGUUCUUUAUGCUGGCAGUGGGAAAAAAGACAAAUCCAUCGACCCCAAUAAGAAAGCUUAUCUGCAAAGAAAACUGGACUCUAAACUGAAAGAUAUGGCAUCUCAGAGGAAACCAAAAAACAAAGACAAGGACAGUUAAUGUCACCAAAUGAACAGAACAGAAGGCAUUUGUUCUGAACAAGAUUAAAUCUUUCAAAUAUGUCAAAGUCUUUGUUAUUGUUUGUUAU